This is a messenger RNA of Mizuhopecten yessoensis (Yesso scallop), 6782 nucleotides long. RefSeq names its product Werner syndrome ATP-dependent helicase-like. Lineage: Eukaryota; Metazoa; Mollusca; Bivalvia; Pectinida; Pectinidae. The record is from RefSeq and is a predicted model, not a curated record. Gene Ontology annotation, biological process: telomere maintenance; double-strand break repair via homologous recombination; DNA replication. The coding region runs from base 415 to 4470 and encodes 1351 amino acids. Gene Ontology annotation, molecular function: 3'-5' DNA helicase activity; ATP binding; protein binding. Gene Ontology annotation, cellular component: nucleoplasm; cytoplasm; chromosome. The transcript has 31 exons.
ACAAUGAAAAUGGACGCGGGAAUGGAUGGUUGUUGUUGACAUUUUUGUUUUAUUUUAUGAAAUUAAUUAGAAAAUACUUUACCCUCUACGACAGAAAGUGUAUGCCUUCGAACUUUUUUUGCAAAUGUAUGAACUUAACGUUGCAAUGUAGGUUUUGGCGGAAACGUUAUAUACAUAUAUGCAACUCACUUUUCUUUAGGAGUUUAGCACAACAACUUCGGCCCAGAUGUUGCUUGUUGGACGGGUUUAGCAGAUCAUUUGCGAUGAAACGCGUUAUCAGAGGCUAAACAUGAGACCAAAUUAACAUAACAAAGAGUAAAUUCUGGCAAACCAGGCUACGGGAACAUUGACACAGCAAGUAUUGGUGCAAAGAUACACAUGUAGAUGUCACCUUUGACAUGAAUAAAAGUUGGGAUGAGUUCCUCAGCGUUUUCCAACAAUGUGGACAAAUUGUGUGGCUUAGUAAGAAAGCUAGAGACAGCUGCCGACCAACCAAGAAGCAGAGCUGAUAAAGAAAAGUCCUGUGCAUGUCUGAAAGAAGCAAUAGGAAGCAUUCAAGAUGCCUUGAACAUAUUAAAGUGUAAGGAUGUGGAUGGGAAAAAUUAUGAAGAUAUUGUAACCUGGAAAGCUGAAAACACUGGUAUUGUUGGUGCUUUGUCAGACAGGGGACUAUUGGAGGUAGCUACAAAACUUGGCCAUGACUGGAAAUUUUUGGCAACUCAGCUUGGCCUGAAGCAGUAUGAGUUGGAACAGAUUGAGCGAGACCACCCAUGUCAGGCUGUCCAGCAGAACAAAAUGGCCCUGGUCAGGUGGCGGCAAAAGCAGGUCUCAAAAAAUAGGUCACAGUCCACCAUUCUCAAUAUCCUUAAAAAGAAGUUGCAAUCCAUCAAGCGUCAAGAUAUUGUCGAUUCCUUUGAUGGAAUGACCUAUUCCUCUCAAGAUACAACUAUAGAUGAACUAUAUGAGGAGAAAGAGGACAACAAUGGAAAUCUGAAUACUUCUGUUGAUAAGGAGAUGGACAUUAAAGUCAUUGUCGUGGACACUCCAUGUCAAUCUUACGAGAAAGAUGAAAGUUUGAACCAGAAUGCUGGUGAUCAAAGCCUGGAUUUGUUAGAUACCCCUGUUGAGAAAAGGGAGUAUUCUUAUGUAAAUGCCAGGGAUGGAGAAAGACCAGACAUGGAGGAAGAAGAGGCUGGUGAUCAAAGCCUGGAUUUGUUAGAUAUUCCUGUCGUGAAAAACGAGAAUUUUCAUGGAAAUGCUACAGAUGGAGGAGGACCAGACAUGGAUGAUGAGGACGCUAGCAAUCAAAGCAUGGAUCUAUUAGAAACUCCAUUUAUCAUUAAAUCAGAAAAUAAAUGUGAUGGUGGGAAUAUCAGUGCUAGUAGUGAUAAGACUGACGAUGUUACUACUGUCCUGGAUAAUCAAGCUAAAGAGAAUCAGGAAGGCUGGGACUCGGAUGGACUCGAUGAUCUGGAGAAUUUUGAUGAGUUCACAUUUGAAGUUAAUACGAAAUCUACGACUGAAGUAGACUCCAAUAGUAAACAGAGUCUACCAGUGGAAAAGGCAACAGGAACAAAGGUCAAGGAUGAAUUUGAUGAUUUCAGUGAUGAAGAACUGAAUGAUGACAUGUUGACGGAGUUAGAGGAGGCAGAAAAAAGCUUGGUCCAUGAGAAUUCAGGAAGUGACUUGAGUGGUCAAGCUGACCAAAUUGAGGAAGAUACAGAGGAGGAUGAUUCUGAAAAUCAACCAGCAGAUAAGAAAUAUCUGACGACCUUGAAGCAGUACUUUGGGUAUUCUAAAUUCAGACCAAUGCAGUGGAAGAUAAUUAAUUCCGUCCUCAAUGAUCGCCGUGACACUUGUGUAAUCAUGGCUACAGGUCAUGGGAAAAGUCUUUGCUACCAGUACCCGCCGUUGUAUACCGGUAAAACAACAGUGGUAAUAUCACCUCUUAUCUCGUUGAUGCAGGAUCAGGUGAUGAGACUCAAAGUGGCUAACAUUGAAGCCUGUUUUCUCGGGUCAGCUCAAAAAAAUAUGGCACAGAUCAAAACUGAGAUGAUGAGAGGGAAGUACCGUCUUGUAUACAUCACACCCGAGUUUGCAGAUGCUGCUACAGACGUCUUACACAAUCUAGACAGGGCUGUCGGCAUUGAUCUGAUCGCCAUAGACGAAGCCCACUGUGUCAGCCAGUGGGGCCACGACUUCCGUUCAGCCUACAGAUCCCUAGGGAAGUUACGUAACUCCUUCCCAAAGGUGCCCAUCAUGGCUCUGACAGCAACAGCCACUCCUGAAGUGAGACGAGACAUCUGUAAAAGUCUUAACCUCCGAAACCCAAUCCCAGUCUGCACAGGAUUUGACAGACCAAACCUGUAUUUUUCUGUGAGUGCCAAAAACAAUCCGAUUGAAGACAUCCGUUCCCAGAUGACAAAGAAGGGCUCGCGGUAUGAGUUUGAUGGUCCAACUAUAAUAUACUGUCCUACCAAGAAAACCACUAUGGAAGUAGCAGGCCAUGUGUCGGCCAUGCGAGUCCCAUGUUUACCGUAUCAUGCCGGUCUCCCACAGAAUGCCAGGGAUGAAGCUCACCACAAGUUUGUAAACGACAAGAUUCAGGUUGUAGUUGCUACGGUAGCGUUUGGUAUGGGGAUUGACAAGCCAGAUGUUCGUAAGGUCAUUCACUAUGGAGCACCUAAGGACAUUGAGUCUUAUUAUCAGGAAGUUGGUCGUGCUGGCAGGGAUGGAUUUCCAAGUCUGUGUCAUGUUUUCUUCUCCAACGGUGAUUUCAACACUAGCAGACAUUUUAUAAACGAUAUGAAAAAUCAAGGAUUCAAAGAACACAAGAUGAAGAUGCUCCACAAGAUGCAACAGUACCUGAGCAUUGUGGGGAAAUGUCGCCGCAGGCUUUUGCUGGGUCAUUUUGAAUCCAAAGACUUGGCUCACAUUGGUGGAACCCCAAACUGCUGUGACAACUGUAGGAAAAAGAUCAAAAUGAGCAAAACUUACUAUGACUCUAAGAACUGGACAAUGGCGGACAGCCUGGUGUCGGAUGAGGAAAGAGAGUAUGGAAAAGAGGCUCGAGACCUGUUUUCAGCCAUAGAGGUGCUCGGCAAUAGAUAUGGACUUAUGGCCCCUAUCAAGUUUUUAACGGGAUCUAUUGACAAAAAAGUCCAGCGUUUCUCUGAUCACAAAUACUUCGGAUCUGGAAAGUAUAAGAAGGUCAAGUGGUGGAGUGCCUUUGGAAAGGCUCUGAUCUUAGACGGAUAUCUGACAGAGCGACCAAUUGAAAAUGGCUUUGGGUCCGUUGUGGAAUUGGCUCAGAAAGGCAGGAAUUGGCUGUGGCAGAAUAAGAAUGCUACAAAUGUUUCGCUCAAGGUGACUCCCAGUGCCGAUUUGGUUGCUGAGGAGAAACCUGCAAUCAGCAUUUCUUUGAAACAAUCCAUUCCGAAGGCAACAUCCUUCCCAAGUCCAUCUUCUAGUCCAAGAAAGGUCAAUCUGGCCGAGUUUCAUCAUACACCGAAAGAUUCACCUCGCGUUAAACCAGAUGUGGAUCAGGAAACCAUCAGACUCCAGGCCAAGAUGGCUGCCCUACAGAAUGAACUUUACAAGGAGUUGGUAAAGAAGAGGAAUGAGAUCGCAGGAGAGACUGGAUACGCACCUUACUCUAUCGCCAGCAACAAGGCCCUUCUGGACAUGGCUAAUAUCAGACCAAGCACCAAAGACUCAAUGAUAAAAAUUGAGGACUUCCCGGAGGCCAAGGUGAAGAAAUUUGGUGACAUGUUCGUCAAAAUCAUCAUCUCAUUCUGUAAGGAACAUCCUGAUUGUAAAACAGACAAUUUCCCUGAGAUCGAUAUUGGAAAGGUGUCCUCUAUACUUGACCUUCGUCAGCUGACAGAGACUCAGAGAACGACCUUCAUCAUGUAUAGUCAGGACCAUGUGGAUGUUGAAGAAAUCGCAUCCAGACGAGGAUUCAAAAUCAACAACAUCAUAGGUCAUCUUUGUGAGGCGGUGAAAAUUGGCCAGCAUAUUGACAUGCAGAAAUUAGGAGUCAACUCUCGGAUAGAACAGCUGAUCACAAAAGCGAUCAGAGGUCCUCUAAAGUCAGACAUCAGUGGUCUGACGAAGAUCAAGGAUCUAUUACCAGAUCAUGUGGAAUACAACCACAUCAAAUUAGUAAUUGCCUCGUUGCUAUGGAAACAUGGACAAGAGGUGCUGCCAUCUGGGGAGCUAGUGUUGUUGGGUGGCACUGCUGAUGCCACUUCCUGUCUACAGACGGGAGCAACUGCCUCCUCAGCAAACAUUGAUCUAGUCCCCUCAUCAUCCAUGGAGGUUAUGGAUUCACAGGAUGCUUCUCAGAACUCGCAAAGUACGGAUGUAGAAUCUUCUGCGUCUUCUGGGACAAAAAGGAAACUUCCAUCUUGGAUGUCGUCCAAUAAACCAAUGAACAAGAAAAUGAAAUCUAACCGUCUCUUUCGGUAGUGUGUAAAGGAACAUCAAUUUUAUAAUGCUGCAUCAAAUGCUGUGUAAUAUUUGGCAUAGUGGGAUAAUUGUGUCAUGUGAAUUUUGAAAUGUGUGUGUGCUUUUAAGGAAUUCAAGCAAUUUACCUUUGUGCAGGUAAAUUUUUGUGUAAGGACAGAUUUAGACAGCUGUUGUUAUUCUUGAAGAAAUACGCAAAUUGUUUACAUAUGUAUAAUGGGUGAUAGGGAUAUGCAGAGUUCUGCUUGAUAAUUAUGUUGAAUUUAAUGACUGAUAGAGACUCCGAAAAAAAUUAUCUCUCAUUGCUUAUAAAUAAUCAAUGCUGUGACUGUGUGUUCAGUUAGAAGAGGACUGUGAUAAGUGGAUGAGGAGAAAUAUCUGCUCAUGCGAGUCAAAUGGGAUUUUUGCAGAGGACAGUGCAUUUAUAUAAAUACCCACUGUGUUCAUUGAAAAGUGCUGUAUGAAAUUACAAAUUGAUUUUCAGACUUAAAAAUUAAUUCUGCUCAAGAGGUUUGUCUGAGACAUCACUACCGCUUCCCACCUGUCCAUCUGUUGUAAUAUGGUUCUGUACACGACAUCUCAUACACCCCUCAACAGACUAAAUAUGUAUUUUCACAAUAGUAUGGUACACAUAGAGUUCUAACCCUAAUUAGAUUUUGGUUGUUAUCAGUGAAGGUUGAAGGGUCAAGGGUCACACUAGACUUCUUACGACAACCAUUUCUUGCUUGGGAAGGGUGGGUAUAUUUUAGAGAGCCCCCUGCUAAGUGCUUACUUUGUUUUUUAAAAAAAUCUUUGCUCAUUAUACUUUAAACAGUAAAAUAUUUCGGUAAUUAUUAACUUGAUGCAUGACUUAUUAAUGUUGGAUAUUUUGUUGGCAUUAAAUUUAAUAAUACUUUCCUAUACAGAAACUUCAGUUAAACAAUUUCCUUAAGUUAAGGAACGUUAGCAAACUUGUGAUAUCAAUAUAUGAUGGAAAGGCAGAAUGUAACCUACUAAAAUCAGGUUCCAUGACCCUUCAUAUGAAAUGAGUCUAAAGAAAUUUUCAUAUGAAAAGUGAUGGUCAUUUGUGAUCUGCAUCCAUUGUAUUCUUUUAUAUUUAGUUUGAUCUUUUAAAAAAAAUCCUUAAGUAAAAGGAAUAUCAUCAAACUAUAUGUAUAUAUCAUGAGAAGGCAGAGUGUCAGAUACAAUGUACUGAAACCUGGGCCGGUAUUCAUAGAACCGAUCUCAUGCUAAAGCAUGGAUUAUGUGCUCAAACCAACUUCCUUGUAACUCAAUUAAAUGAUGUCAAACGGUCAUAAAGUCAAAUGUUAACAUUGAAAACAGUUUUUGAUUCUAAGUAUUUCCAUUUUUUCCCCAAACCAUUCACAAAAUAAGAUUUAAUGAUUAUAUAUAACCGGAACAAGAAACUAGGAAACUAGGCUUGAGCAUGAAAAUGGUUUUAUGAAUACCGGCCCAGGUCUCCUGCCUCACUAUAUACAAUAAAGAUAAGUGAAUUUUUAUGUUACUUGUACGUGUGACGGGGGUUUAACGGUCUACACCUGUGCUAACCUUUUUUAUUUAGUUUGAUAAUUUGGACAUUUUUACUGAUUUCAGCUUUUUUGUUUUCUUUAUAUGUGCUUACAUAAAUAUGGAAUUAGUUCCUACUGUUAGCUUGAUGAUCAUUAAGGUGACGGUUACAAUAAGGAUUGAUUUAAUUAACAUUAGCUUGAUGAUCAUUAAGGUGACGGUUACAAUAAGGAUUGAAUUUAUUACUAGCAUUGUCACUGUUAUGAAAGGGUGAUGGCCUAUGCUAGUAAGUUAUCAAAAUUUGUGCCUUGUUUUUUUCAUAUAUUUUUUUUCAAAAAAUAAUGAUAUUUUGAAGGAAUUCUAAAUAAGUGAAAAAUAUCUGCAAAGGGAAAAUAUUGUUGCUUCAUUUUCUGUAUAAAAGGGAUAACCAUCCACGUUGGAAAAAUAGCUCUGAAAUGGAAUUCUUAUUCAUGUUGUAACUCUUGUAGCAUACCCUUUACCUAUAACCAUAGUAAGUCAAAUUACCAGAAAAAAAUGAGUCUUCCUAAAUUUCCAAAGACUUGUAUUUUGCUUCUUGUCUCAUGAUAAUUUUAAUGAAUUGAUAAAAAUUCAGUUUAUGUGUUCAUUGCAAUAUUUUGUUUUCAGCAUUACUGAACUUGUUGUUAAGCUUAAAGCUCUUUCACAUUCAUCAGUGUACAUUCAUUGUUCCAUUCCUUUAGGGAAGUCCUUAUUUUUAUCAAAGUUUGAUGAUGAAAUCAUUACCAAUAAAUAGAUUUGUGACAAUGACAAACUUACUUUGCUAUUUUGAA